UUGGCGUAUCUGUCAGUUCAGUGUCUCCGUUGUUAUCGGUGCGUCAUCAUGUCUACCGACCCGUGCUCCUUCUCCUCCUUCACCAGGUGUGUCACCAGACACCUGAACCUGAGUCUGCACGUGGACCUGGACAGACGCGUCAUCAGGGCGACGGUGGAGCUGACGGUGGAGGCUCUGGAGGACCGAUUCUCCUCUCUGACUUUGGACACCAGGGACCUGAACAUCGUCUCUGUGAAAGCCAAUGGACAGGCGGCCACAUUCACCAUGGGCCCUAAACACAGCUUUAAGGGCACGCCGCUGGAAAUCAGGCUGCCCUUUGACCUCUCCAGAGGGCAGCACGUGAUCGUGGAGGUGACCUAUGAGACGUCUCCAUCUGCGACUGCGCUGCAGUGGCUCUCACCUGAGCAGACAGCGGGAAAGAAACACCCGUACCUGUUCAGCCAGUGCCAGGCUCAUCACUGCAGGAGCAUGAUUCCUUGUCAGGACACUCCAUCCAUCAAACACACCUACUACGCACAGGUGUCUGUUCCUAAGGAUCUGGUGGCUGUGAUGAGUGCGAUGAGGGAUGGAGAGGGAGUGGAUCCUAAGGACAGCACUCGCAUGGUGUACAGGUUCAGACAGCCGGUGCCCAUGCCUUCUUACCUGAUUGCCAUCGUGGUGGGAGCUCUAGAGAGCAGGGAGAUCGGGCCGCGCUCCAGAGUGUGGUCAGAGAGAGAGUAUGUGGAAAAAGCUGCAUUUGAGUUCUCAGAGACAGAGACCAUGCUGAAGACUGCAGAGGAUCUGGCUGGCCCAUAUGUUUGGGGUCAGUACGACAUCCUCGUUCUGCCUCCAUCGUUCCCCUACGGAGGGAUGGAAAACCCGUGUCUCACCUUCGCUACGCCUACACUGCUGGCUGGAGAUAAAUCUCUGUCCAAUGUGAUUGCUCACGAGAUCUCUCACAGCUGGACGGGUAACCUGGUGACCAAUAAGACGUGGGAACACUUCUGGCUGAACGAGGGUCACACGGUCUACCUGGAGAGGAUGAUCGGCAGGUCUAUGGAGGGCGAGCCCUUCAGACAGUUUAAAGCUAUGGGAGGGUGGAAGGACCUGCAGGACUCGGUGAACACCUUUGGAGCCAACAACCCUUUAACCAACCUGGUCCCCAGCCUGCAGGACGUCGACCCAGAUGAUGCCUUCUCCUCUGUGCCAUAUGAGAAAGGCUUUGCUCUGCUCUAUCACCUGGAGGAGCUGAUGGGGGGUCCAGAGGUGUUCAUGGGAUUUGUGAAGUCCUACAUCCAGCGUUUCGCUUACAGCAGCGCAACAACAGAGGAGUGGAAGAGCUACCUGUUCUCCUACUUCAAAGACAAGGUGGACGUCCUGAACCAGGUGGACUGGACGGCGUGGAUGUUCACACCUGGGAUGCCUCCUGUCCGUCCUCAGUAUGACACAUCCCUGGCUGAUGCCUGCAUCGCUCUGAGCCAAAGGUGGAUCAAGGCCACUGAGCAGAACCUGAGCGGCUUCGCUGAGUCUGACUUGAAGGCGCUGACGUCUCACCAAGUGGUCGAGUUCCUGUCCCUGCUUCUACAGGAGGAUCCUCUCCCUCUGUCCCACGUGAAGAAGAUGGAGGAAGUUUACAGUUUAAACUCCUUCAUGAACUCUGAGAUCCGCUUCAGGUGGCUGAGGUUGUGUGUCCGAUCCAAGUGGGAGGAGGCGGUUCCCCUGGCGUUGAAGAUGGCAACAGAGCAGGGCCGAAUGAAGUUCACUCGACCACUUUUCAGAGAGGUCUAUAACUUUGACAAGUAUCGUGAUGAAGCUCUUCGAGUGUUUAGAGCUCACAGAGCCCAGUUUCACCCGGUCACUGCAGGACUCGUCGCCAAGGACCUGAAGGUCGACGUCAGCACCAGCCAGUAGCCAUGAAGAAACCAGGCAGUAACUAUGGAAACCAGUCAGUUAUCUUGGAUAUCAGCCACAGUAAUCAGUCUAUAAUCAUGAAAUCAAGCCACGGGAAAUCACUUUAACCAAGAAAACUAGUCUGUAACCAAUGAAACCAGCCUCUAACCACAGAAUAUUAGUCUGAAUUGAUUAAAACAAGCCUCUGACUAUGGAAAAAUUAGUCCGUAACCAUCUAUACAAGCCUCUAACAUGAAAAAUCAGCGUAAACAUGGAAAACCAAUGAUUACAGACUAAUUUUCCAUAGUCAGAGGCUUGUUUCAAUAGUAAAAAGCCUUUAACAGCAGAAACCCAUUCUAGAACCAUUAAAACAAGCCUCUGUGUCUGUGUUCAGACUGGUUUUCAUGGUAAGAAGCUUGUUUUAAUGACUUUAGAGUGGUUUUCCAGGGUUAGAGCAUGUAACCAUAGAAACAAGCCUCUAACUAUGUAAAAUUAGUCUUUAAACCUUGGUUUUCCAUGUUAACAGACUGACUUUCAUGGUAAGAUGGUGGUUAGAGGCUUGUAACCCUUGAAACCACCAUCUUACCAUGGGAAACCAGUCUAAAGUGAGCCUGUAACUAUGGAAAAAUAGGCUUUAACCAUUGGUUUUCAGUGUUAAAAGACCUACUUUCCUUGGUUACAGGCUUGCAACCCUUGAAACAACCAUCAAACCAUGGAAAACCAAUGGUUACAGACCAAUUUUCCAUGGUUAGAGACUUUUUUUCAGUGGUAACAACCCUCUAACUAUGGAAAACCAGUCUGAAACCAUUGAAAUAACCAUCUCUCCAUGGAAAACCAGUCUAGAACUGUUAAAACAAGCCUCUAACCAUGGAAAACUAGCCUGACACCAUUAAAACAAGCCUGCAACCAGUGAAAAACCAGUUUAAAACAAGCCUCUAACUAUGGAAAUUUAGGCUUUUACCAUUGGUUUUCCAUGCUAAAAGACCUAUGGUUACAAGCUUGUAACCCUUGAAACAACCAUCUAACCAUUGGAAACCAAAGGUUACAGACUAAUUUCCAUCGUUAGAAACUUGUUUCAAUGGUUACAAGAUUCUAACCAUGAAAAACUGUCUGAAACCAUUCAAACAACCACUUACCAAGGAAACCAGUCUGUAACCAUUAAAACAACCAUUUAUCCAUGGAAAACCAGUCAAUUGCCAUGGAUAACCAGUCUGUUUUAUAGGUUUCAGACUGGUUAUCCAUGGUUAAAGGCUUCUUUUAAUGGUUGCAUGCCUUUAACCAUGGAAAACCAGUCUGAAACUAUGGAUAACCACUCUUUUUCCCUGGUAAAAGAUUGAAACCAAUGAAACAAGCCUCUAACCAUGGAAAACUAGUUGUUUUUGGGUUUUUUGGCAUCGUUAAAGGCUUGUUUCAAUGGUUACAGUUAUCUAACCAUGGAAAGCCAAUCUGACACCAUUGAAAAAAACCCAUCCUACUUCCAGUUUGACACCAUUAAAACAAGCCUCCAACCAUUGAAAACCAGUCUGAAACUGCAGAAACCAAAUGUGUUAACAAGUCUGUUACCAUGGAAACAAGCCUGUACACCCCCAUUCCCCCAAAACAGGGAAGAUGCUGUGAUGAGAAAACAGUACGUAACCACAGAAAGCAGUCACUUAAGUCUGUCUGUAACCACCGCAACAAGCCUAUAACCACAUUAUGUGCGCACACGUAUUAAAACACAAUGAAUACACCCACAGUCAAACACUUUUUCACCAUGACAACACAGUAUUAACACAGUAUAAAUAAACCCAGUAUCAGCUGAUGAUUAAUGUUUUUUACUUCCUCUUUGUUUGUAAACAUUUCCUCUCAGGGAAGAAAAUAAACAACAAAUUCAUUAAUAAAAAAACC
This is a messenger RNA of Cheilinus undulatus (humphead wrasse), 3756 nucleotides long. RefSeq names its product leukotriene A4 hydrolase (gene lta4h). The record is from RefSeq and is a predicted model, not a curated record. Gene Ontology annotation, cellular component: nucleus; cytosol. Lineage: Eukaryota; Metazoa; Chordata; Actinopteri; Labriformes; Labridae. Gene Ontology annotation, molecular function: zinc ion binding; aminopeptidase activity; metallopeptidase activity. The annotation marks the transcript as partial. The transcript is spliced from 18 exons. Gene Ontology annotation, biological process: proteolysis; leukotriene biosynthetic process; peptide catabolic process.